AAAAAAAAAUAAAAAAAAAAAAAAAGAAAUUUCCAACAAAAAUAAAAACACAACACGUAGUUGUAUACAGGAAAGUCGAAUUUGGAAAAUUAAUCAAAAUUAUAACUAUUUUCUAUAAACGACAGACAGACCAUUUUUGAAAAUGUUAUAAAGAUAUAAAUUAAACUGUCAUUCCCCUUUUUCCCUAAUCAAUUUAAAUUGAAUUGAACAAUUUAUCAAUUUCUUCUUCUUUGUUUAAGAUUUUGUUAUAUCAACUUUUUUGGUUGUUUUCCCUUUUUCAUUUCACUUUAUUUUGUGUUCAUCAUCAUCAUCAUCAUCAUCAUCGUUGAUUGAUUGUUUCUCAUUAAACUUAAAUUAUUCCUUAGACUAAAUCACAAAUAUACAUAUCAUCAUCAUCAUCAUCAUCAUACUAUAAUGUCAUCUAUUCUUAAACAAAGAGUUAGAUACGCUCCAUACUUACAAAAAUUAAGAACUCCAGAACAAUGUGUGGAACUCUUUAAACACGGUCAAUAUUUAGGUUGGUCAGGUUUUACGGGGGUUGGUGCUCCAAAGGUUAUUCCAACCGCUUUAGCUGAUCAUGUUGAAAAAAACAAUUUACAAGGUAAAUUUGGUUUUAAUUUAUUCGUUGGUGCCUCUGCUGGUCCAGAAGAAAGUAGAUGGGCUGAAAAUUCCAUGAUUUUAAGAAGAUCUCCUCAUCAAGUUGGUAAACCAAUUGCUGCCGCCAUUAAUGAUGGUAGAACUCAAUUUUUUGAUAAACAUUUAUCAAUGUUUCCUCAAGAUUUAACUUAUGGUUUCUAUACUAUGAAUAAACCUGAUAAUUCUAAUUUAGAUUAUACUAUUAUUGAAGCUACUGCUAUUACUGAAGAUGGUUCUAUUAUUCCAGGUCCUGCAGUUGGUGCUUCACCUGAAAUGUUAUCAGUUUCGGAUAAUAUUAUUAUUGAAGUUAAUACUACAACUCCUUCUUUUGAAGGUCUUCAUGAUAUUGAUUUACCAAUCAAUCCACCAUUCAGACCACCAUAUCCUCAUACAUCUGCUGAUUAUAGAGUGGGUAGAACUGCUAUUCCAGUUGAUCCAUCAAAAGUGAUUGCUAUUGUUGAAUCAAAUGUUAGAGAUAAAGUUCCUCCAAAUACUCCAAGUGAUGCUCAAUCUCAAAAUAUUGCUCAACAUUUAAUUGAAUUUUUAGAACAUGAAGUUAAAGUUGGUAGAUUACCAGAAAAUUUACAUCCUUUACAAUCUGGUAUUGGUAAUAUUGCUAAUGCUGUGGUUGAAGGUUUAGCAUCUUCAAACUUUAAAAAUUUAACCGUUUGGACUGAAGUUUUACAAGAUUCAUUCUUAGAUUUCUUUGAAAGUGGUUCAUUAGAUUUUGCAACUGCUACUUCAAUUAGAUUAACUGAAGCUGGUUUUGAUAGAUUUUAUGAAAAUUGGGAUGAAUAUUCUAAAAAAUUAUGUUUAAGAUCUCAAGUUGUAUCUAAUUCUCCUGAAAUUAUAAGAAGAUUAGGUGUUAUUGCCAUGAAUACUCCUGUUGAAGUUGAUAUUUAUGCUCAUGCUAAUUCUACCAAUGUUAUGGGUUCAAGAAUGUUAAAUGGUUUAGGUGGUUCAGCUGAUUUCUUAAGAAAUGCUAAAUUAUCUAUUAUGCAUACUCCUUCUGCUAGACCAUCUAAAGUUGAUCCAACUGGUGUUUCAUGUAUUGUUCCAUUUGCCUCUCAUGUUGAUCAAACUGAACAUGAUUUGGAUGUCAUUGUUACUGAACAAGGUUUAGCUGAUUUAAGAGGAUUAUCACCAAAGGAAAGAGCACUUAAGAUUAUAAAUAAAUGUUCUCAUCCAGAUUAUCGUGAUCAAUUAAAGGAAUACUUUGAUAGAUCUGUAUUCUAUACCACCAAGAAGAAGUCAUUACAUGAACCACAUAUCUUAAGGGAUGUAUUUAAAAUGCAUCUUAAUUUUGAAGAAAAUGGUACUAUGAAAUUAGAUUCUUGGGAUCAAAAAUUCUAAGGAAAUAAUUCCCAUUCCCUUUUUUAAAAUUAUUUAAAACAACCCUAGAUAAAGUAAAGUCAAAACCAUACAUACAUAACUAACUAACGUAAUAGCUUAAUUAAAUAUUUUAAAUAUGUAAAUAUAUAUAUUAUAUUAUAUGAUAACAGAUAGAUAACACACACACAC
Messenger RNA from Scheffersomyces coipomensis, 2157 nucleotides. It is a transcript of the gene ACH1, whose product is annotated as acetyl-CoA hydrolase. Gene Ontology annotation, molecular function: acetyl-CoA hydrolase activity; acetate CoA-transferase activity. NCBI's taxonomy places the organism in Eukaryota, Fungi, Ascomycota, Pichiomycetes, Serinales, Debaryomycetaceae. The transcript has a single exon. Gene Ontology annotation, cellular component: mitochondrion. Bases 415 to 1989 code for a protein of 524 amino acids. Gene Ontology annotation, biological process: acetate metabolic process. The record is from RefSeq and is a predicted model, not a curated record.